This is a messenger RNA of Pistacia vera, 489 nucleotides long. RefSeq names its product probable inactive L-type lectin-domain containing receptor kinase III.1. The record is from RefSeq and is a predicted model, not a curated record. The transcript has a single exon. Gene Ontology annotation, molecular function: carbohydrate binding. NCBI's taxonomy places the organism in Eukaryota, Viridiplantae, Streptophyta, Magnoliopsida, Sapindales, Anacardiaceae. The coding region runs from base 1 to 489 and encodes 162 amino acids.
AUGGAUGGCUUAGGCCAUGGUAUGGCUUUUGUCAUCUCACCGUCCAUGGACUUCAGUAAAGCUGUUGCAGGUGCACAUUUAGGACUCCUCAACUAUUCAAACAAUGGCCUCUCAACAAACUAUAUCUUGGCGGUUGAUCUCGAUUCCGUUCAAACCCCUGAAUUUUAUGAUAUAGAAGAAAACCAUGUUGGAAUUGACAUCAACAGCCUCAUAUCUACUCAAUCUGCUCCAGCAACUUACUUUUCCGAUGAAGAAGGGAUUAACAAAAGCUUGAGUCUACAAGAUAGAGAUCUAAUACAAAUUUGGAUAGACUACAGUGCAGCAGAAAUGUUACUCAAUGUAACACUAGCUCCCAUCAAAAUCCCAAAACCAAGCAAGCCUCUCUUGUCAAAACCCCUCGAUCUUUCUCAAAUUCUCUUAGAUUCUAUGUAUGUUGGCUUAUCUGCAUCAACUGAUCUACUUGGAAUUUCAUCCUAUAUUCUUGGAUAG